Molecule: messenger RNA, 2107 nt
Organism: Rhopalosiphum padi (bird cherry-oat aphid)
Lineage: Eukaryota; Metazoa; Arthropoda; Insecta; Hemiptera; Aphididae
Product: protein SSXT-like
Exons: 5
Coding region: 279-1712 (477 amino acids)
Biological process (GO): positive regulation of transcription by RNA polymerase II
Cellular component (GO): nucleus
Molecular function (GO): transcription coactivator activity
Source: RefSeq, a predicted model, not a curated record
ACGCUUGCUCGCUUGCACGCACGCACACGCCGCGGUGUCACACACUAACAGACGCACAUUUCAUUAUUUUUUUCGCCGCGUUCUUCCAAUAUCGAUUCGUUCAUUUCGUAGGUACUCCGUUUUUCCUCCCUUUUUCUGUUAUUAUUCAAACUAGGUAGUUUUACCAGUUCCCGAGCGUCGCUCCGACAGAUAUCUGUUCUUGCCGUCGUCGUUUUCCUCGACCGUCACACGCCGUCGUCAUUCUGGCCGCCCGCGGUGCGAAUAGAAACCCGCUCGAAAUGGCGUCCGCAGCAGCCGCGGCGGCCUACAAUCAGAACCGCCGAGUGCCGCCUACGAUGCAAAUCCAAAAGAUACUUGAUGAAAAUGCACAGUUGAUUUCAACUAUUCAAGAAUUUCAAAGUAAAGGAAAAGCUCAAGAUUGUGUUCAAUUUCAGCAAAUUCUUCAUCGUAAUUUAGUCUACUUAGCAUCUGUGGCAGAUUCAAAUCAAAACAUUCAAUCAUUGCUUCCGCCACCAAGUAUUGCCUUACAACAAGGUAUGCAAACUCAAGGGCAGCAUAUGCAUCAGAUACAACAGCAACAACAUCAACAGCAUCAGCAGCAAUUACAGCAACAGCAACAACAGCAGCAACAACAACAGCAACAGCAGCAACAACAACAGCAACAACAGCAGCAACAACAACAGCAGCAACAACAACAGCAGCAGCAGCAGCAACAGCAACCUCCACCGCCAUCAGUUAUGAUGGGUGGACCAGAUGGUCAAAAUCCUCAGUCAAUACAACAACAGCCUCAGCAACAAGGUCCACCUCAACAGGCUAUGAACCAAGUGUUCACACAAGGACAAGGAGGACCAAUGCCUCCUAGUGGAUAUCGCCCUCAACAAUCUAUUGCUCCAAUGCGUCCACCUUCUCAACAAUAUAGACCGUCACCUCAGUACCAAGGACAACAAGGCUAUCAAAAUUUUGCAACUACUCAAAGCAGUGCCGUUGUUGGUGCUAGCCAACCAGGUGGAGGUAGUGUGUAUAAUCAACCACCAAACCAACCUUAUCCAGGUCAAGGAUAUGGUCAUCAGCAACCAGUGCCUAGUUCAAACUACCCAAAUCCAAAUUAUGCCAAUCCACCUACAAAUCAACAGUAUCAACCAAAUGGUCCUUAUGGCAAUCAACCUGGUGGUAGUUAUCCGCAAAAUGCUGUUUCUUCUCAACCACAGAAUUUUCCACCAAACUAUCCACCAGCUGGUUAUGUUCAACAACCAGUGAGUUCAAGCAGUGGUUAUGGUCCUGUAACAAAUCAACCAUCAUCAUACACUGGGUAUGGAAAUGCCCCUCAAAAUACUUAUGCUUCUUCUCAGACAACUCAAUCGGCACCAUCGGCCUCUACACAGACAUAUCCUCCUCCACCUAAUCAAUCGGUUCCUAAUGCUGCUGUUGCUGUACAACAGACUGCUCCUGCACCACAACCUAAUUAUCCUACACCACAACAACCCAACGCUCAAUCAUACCAAUCUCCUAAUAAUGGACCCAACCAACAGCCUGGACCACCUCAAAACUAUCCACCUCAGCAAGGAUAUCAACCUCCGCCUCAAGGAUAUCCACAAGGUUAUCCAACACCUGGUCAACCUGGUGGCUAUCAGCCAUAUCCACAGAGACCUUUGGCUCCUCCAUCAAAUCAGUCUCAAUAUCCAGGAUAUCCUUAUCAGCCAUCACCUGUUUAAGUCGAUCAUAAACGAGAAAAAACAUGAACAUUAAUUAUUUUUUUUAAAAACUUAUUUUUUAUUGAUAUUGAAUCAAUUUGAUUCAUGUACUUCAAUUUACUUAGAUUAGAAUUUUUAAGUUUUUGUACUUAUCUAUUAAAUAUCGGCACUUGUAGCUUCUAAAUUAAUAUUAAGUGAACCCAUUAGCAGUUUUAAAUUUGAUAAUAUACUAUAGUACGUAAUGAUUAAUGGGGUUAUUAAGGAUAUAUUUAGUUGUUUAGUUAAUCUUAAAUUUUCUUUACUUUAUUGAUAAUACAAUUUGGUAUUUUGGUAUAAUCUUCAUAUUUAGAUAAUAAUCUUUAUGUUUAUAUAUUAUAACAUUUUUUUUCAGAUUAUAAAACAAUUUUUAUAAAUUA